Messenger RNA from Meloidogyne enterolobii, 228 nucleotides. Lineage: Eukaryota; Metazoa; Nematoda; Chromadorea; Rhabditida; Meloidogynidae. The record is from the annotation of a GenBank genome assembly.
UCAAUGCAAUCACUUGAAUAUUUACAUAAAAAAUUAGAAGAAAGAUGUAGACCAAGAAGCCAUUCUAUGGAGGAUUCAAGACCUAAAAGUGAUUAUCUUCAUCCAAAAUAUUCACUCCCGCCAGCAAAAUGUGGUCCAGAUUGGGAAAUUUUUUUGAAUGAAAAUGGAAUUUUGCGGGCACCUUUAAAAUUUCAUAACAAACAAGAAUUGGACAGAAAUUUUUCGUGA